AUGAGGACCCACCUGACCAUAGACAUGAGGUCGGAAUGCAUCCAUGACCUGACGCACGAGUUCGGGUUCACAGCCUCGAGCAAUCACCUUCUUCUGCUCCCAGUAUCUGUCUAUGCAUGCACCCACUUCCUCCAAGUCACCUGGGAGGACAAGAUGGCGAAAGAAGACAUCCAUGAACCCGGAAGGAGGGGACACAAACCGGCGAAGGACUUCGACCUGCGUUCCCCGAGAAGACUGGGCAUGACUCAGUCCUCCCAUGACACCACCGACUGUAUCCUGCCAUCCCCCACCGGUUGUCGACACCUGCUCCAGCUCCAGCACCUGUUUCCACCAACACAGGCUGUCUCAGACUGCAUCAAGUCUCGCUUGGAGAACUGGGUCCCAAUGAGGGUCCAGAGGACAGCCAGCAUGGCAGCUGCAAGGAUGCUACUUGUUCCCAACCCAGAUCCAUGUGGUAAUGUUGAAUGCAAUUCCACCUCGAACCCUCCACCAUACCUCUUCAAAAAGGAGAUGAAAAAAGAUUUCACUUACAUCUUUGGGACAACUGUGUAUGUGUCUGGCUCCCACCUGAUGCAUGAAUUCAGGGAACUGCAGCAUUUCACUGCAUACAAAGUCCUCAUAACGGCAUGUCAUGAGCGUGACAAGAUGCACCCUGAAAUGCAGCUAUGCUCCCUCUCUGUCCUUGCUGUUGGCAAGACAAAGCCAAAGGGCAAGUCACUUCAUAAAUUCCAUAUUUGCUUGAUAAAUAAUCAUGAGAAAGCAGAUGAUGUGAGUUCCAAUUCCAUUGGGAUUCAUGUGACUUCCAAUCAGACUUAUGGGUCAAUCGUGAGGGUAGAAUGGACAACUCCAUCAAACCCUAAUGGAAUAAUCCUGGCCUACAACAUCAAGUAUCAGCGAAUUGGCAACACAAAUUUAAAACCAGACAUUGAGUGCAUUCCUCCAAGUGGCAAUGGAAUAGGGAAGGAGUAUUAUGAGCUGAAGCAUUUGAAGCCAGGAAAUUACAGUCUCCAGUUGCAAGCAGUCAGUUUGGCUGGAGUGGGAAAUUACACAGUGGAGGAGUACUUCUACAUCUAUAGCGAGGAGGAUGCUGGGGUUUCUGCUCGAGUACUUAGGGGAAUCCUUGGUACAGUGUCUGUUGUUAUCAUCAUCCUAGCCAUUGUCAUCCUCAGAAAUCGGCACAUUGUGAAAACGAGAGAAGGGGAACUUGUUGUUACCUGGAAUCCUCAAUAUGAGUGGCCACAAAGCUCUGAAGCUUCACCCCAAUUUGACAGUCAGUGUUUCCGAGUGACAACUUGCGACCUGUCACAAACACGUUAUGUUGGGAUAAUCGACUACGAUAGAAGUCUAAAAUAA
Darwinula stevensoni is the source of this 1353-nucleotide messenger RNA. Lineage: Eukaryota; Metazoa; Arthropoda; Ostracoda; Podocopida; Darwinulidae. The record is from the annotation of a GenBank genome assembly.